Molecule: messenger RNA, 1153 nt
Organism: Momordica charantia (bitter melon)
Lineage: Eukaryota; Viridiplantae; Streptophyta; Magnoliopsida; Cucurbitales; Cucurbitaceae
Source: RefSeq, a predicted model, not a curated record
CUCUCCAGUCUCCGCUCUCUCUCUCUCUCUCUCCGUCUCUACUGUUAGUUCAUUCCUCUGGUCUCCGAUGGCCGAUUCCUCCGGCAAGCACGGGCGUGAUAGCUCUCUGGAUUUCCAGGGAUUUUUGAAUGACAUGCAGGAUUGGGAACUCUCCCUUAAGGGAAAGGACAAGAAAUUGAAGCCGCAGGCCUUUGGUAAAGAAAAGGAGGGUAGAAGGCGGGCAGAAAAGGCUUCUGCAGCUGAUUACUUGAAGCACUAUGAUGCAGUUAACCACCUAUCUAGAAAUUUUCAGACUGAACAGAGUUUUGUGGAUGCUGCUUCAGAGAAGGAACGGGGUAAUGAGUAUUUUAAGCAAAAGAAGUUUAAAGAAGCUAUUGACUGCUAUUCAAGAAGUAUUGCUUUAUCACCAACAGCUGUAGCGUUUGCAAAUAGGGCCAUGGCCUACCUAAAGAUCAAAAGAUUUCAGGAGGCUGAGGAUGACUGUACAGAGGCCUUAAAUUUAGAUGAUCGAUAUAUUAAAGCAUAUUCACGCCGAGCAACGGCUAGAAAAGAACUUGGGAAGGCUAAAGAAGCCUUGGAGGAUGCUGAAUUUGCCCAGAGGUUGGAGCCUCACAACCAAGAGAUCAAGAAGCAACAUGCUGAGCUCAGAGCUUUUGUUGGGAAAUCGAUUCUUGAGAAGGCAUCUGGUGCUUCGAGAAGCUCCUCACAAGAUAAGGAGAAGGUUGGAAAAUCUGACUCUGAAGCUAAAAUUCAGGACGUCCAUCCUGUCUCAAGCAGCACACUAAGGACAGGAUUACAGGCAGCUCAAGAACACAUUGAAGAAAAUGUCAGGCAAAAAGCUGUUAAGGCAUCUACACGUUUACAGGAUACUGAGGACAGAAGUAUGGAAGCUGAAAUCAGAUACAAAAGAGAAGCAACAAAUGGUUUUCACAAAGAUGCUAGCCCAAGUUUGAAUUUGGGGGGAUUGGAGAGAAAUCAUGUUACAAGAAAGCAGGAACUGAAGCCAUCAGUGCAGGAACUUGCUUCUCGAGCAGCUUCUAGAAGUAUGGUUGAAGCUGCCAAAAACAUCACAGCCCCAACUACUGCCUAUCAAUUUGAAGUUUCUUGGCGAGGGUUCUCUGGUGAUUGUGCACUGCAGGCUCGUCUUUUGAAG